CUUCCGCUUACGCACCAGGAGGCGACCGGAAAUAAGUGGGCGUCCCGGAAGUUGAAGGGCGUGUCCUGCUAGCUUGGCUUCCUCAACAUGGCGGCCCCCUUGUGUGUGGAGGUGGAGUUCGGAGGUGGUGCGGAGCUCCUGUUUGAUGGAGUGAAAAAACAUCAAGUCACCUUGCCUGAGCAAGAGGGACCCUGGGACAUCCGGAACCUCCUUGUCUGGAUCAAGAAGAACUUGCUAAAAGAGCGGCCAGAGCUGUUCAUCCAGGGAGAGAGUGUGCGGCCAGGAAUUCUGGUGCUGAUUAACGAUGCCGACUGGGAACUGCUGGGGGAGCUGGACUACCAGCUGCAGGACCAGGACAGCAUCCUCUUCAUCUCCACACUGCACGGCGGCUGAGGGCUCCUCUGUGAGCCCAGGCACCUUUGUGAGGGGAGCACAGGACAACCACACCUCUCCUUGGGCCCUGCUUCCAGGUCCUCAGUCCCCCUUGGCUGCCUCCUUCUCUGCUGUACCCCUGAGCUCCCUCUAGGCAGGGAAAAGAGGCCAGGUGCUAAAAAUGAGCCUUUCUGGGCAAGGCACGUGAGCAGGGAGGGAGAGCAGAUGCCUGAGCCCAGCACUCCUUCCCGCAGAGGUGGGGGAGGGUGCUCCUUAAUAUGUCAGGAGUGGAGGGGGCUCUAUGCCCAGGUGAUCCAGCUGCUUGCCACUCCUGUGUCUUGGUAUAUCUAAGCACUUGAGUGACUGCCUGAAAGACAUCUUCAUGGGGAAGAUGGAUGAACUGGAGUAACUGAUGAGAAGCCCCUCUCUUGCCAAAGAUUAGAGGGGCCUCCGCCUCAGUUUCCCCAUCUGGACACUGAAGACUCUGCUUGUCCCCCACUGAUGUCAUUAUGGAACCCCAGCUGGGGUCCCCUAUUCACUGCUCACCUCCCUCCCUCCACCCAGCAGCUGCUCUCCUAGCCACACCCCUCCCCCCCAGCCCUUGACCCUGGCUGGCCUUCCCCCUACAUAGGCUACCAGAUGGGCUCCUGAGACACUCUCCAGACUGCCUACAACUCAUUCUGUUAGGGAGAGAAUGUAAGGAAGUAACCUAGCCUUAGACAGCAGGCAGGGCCUCCAUGUGUAUAUAACUCCUAGCUUCCUGAAAUAAGCAAGGUUUGAAUGUGCAGCACCUGGUAGACAGAGGAUUGUGCCCUCCUUUCCUCCAUCCCUUCUGGAAAUCUGGGGACCUUGUGCCUACAGCAGCUGGCGUUGGACAAAUAAAGAGACUAGGUUUUUUACUACCCUUGCUUAGAGCUUCAUCCUUAGAAACUGGUGGUACCCUGUAUUCCGCAAAUCUAUGGCUCUGUUCUGGCCAAAGGCUCAGAUGGCCUUCACCUGAAAGGCUCACACAUGCACUGUUCCAAAGAGAGGGUGGUUCAGUAAGGCCAUCCGGAGAAGAGAGUGUCCAGAUCCUGAGCCAUUCUCACCCGCGGUCUAAGCCUAGGGUUUGUUCUGCCAACUGCAGUCAGCAGUUCCAGAACCCAGAGGAGGGUGGCCUAAGUAAGGAUGCUGAGCCCCGUGACUUCCACGACCUGCAGAGAAAAGCUUCAUCUGACCCUAAGUGUUGCUUCAUG
This is a messenger RNA of Chionomys nivalis (European snow vole), 1607 nucleotides long. RefSeq names its product ubiquitin related modifier 1 (gene Urm1). Gene Ontology annotation, biological process: tRNA thio-modification; protein urmylation. The transcript is spliced from 5 exons. Gene Ontology annotation, cellular component: cytoplasm; nucleus. Gene Ontology annotation, molecular function: protein tag activity. The record is from RefSeq and is a predicted model, not a curated record. Lineage: Eukaryota; Metazoa; Chordata; Mammalia; Rodentia; Cricetidae. The coding region runs from base 88 to 393 and encodes 101 amino acids.